GAAUCGGGAGCAAUGGGCGACUGGAGCUUUCUGGGGCGACUACUGGAGAAUGCGCAGGAGCACUCCACGGUCAUCGGCAAGGUCUGGCUCACCGUUCUGUUCAUCUUCCGCAUCCUGGUGCUGGGCGCCGCGGCCGAGGAGGUGUGGGGCGACGAGCAGUCGGACUUCGUCUGCAACACCCAGCAGCCCGGCUGCGAGAACGUCUGCUACGACAGGGCCUUCCCCAUCUCCCACAUCCGCUUCUGGGCGCUGCAGAUCAUCUUCGUGUCCACGCCCACGCUCAUCUACCUGGGCCACGUGCUGCACAUCGUGCGCAUGGAGGAGAAGAAGAAAGAGAGGGAGGAGGCGCUGCCGAAGGGCAACGGCCUGCAGCAGGGCGCGGCCAGCCCCAAGGACAAGCCCCCGGCGCGGGACGACCGCGGCAAGGUGCGCAUCGCCGGGGCCCUGCUGCGGACCUACGUCUUCAACAUCAUCUUCAAGACGCUGUUCGAGGUGGGCUUCAUCGCCGGCCAGUACUUCCUGUACGGCUUCGAGCUGAAGCCGCUGUACCGCUGCGACCGCUGGCCCUGCCCCAACACGGUGGACUGCUUCAUCUCCCGGCCCACGGAGAAGACCAUCUUCAUCAUCUUCAUGCUCGUGGUGGCCUGCGCGUCCCUCUUGCUCAACAUGCUGGAGAUCUACCACCUGGGCUGGAAGAAGCUUAAGCAGGGGAUGACCAACCGCCUGGGCGUGGACCCCGUGGAGGCCGGGGUGGUGGCCGCGGAGCCCCUCGCGCUCCCCGCCGCCUCGGGCCCGGCCGCGGUCGCCGUCGGGUUCCCGCCCCACUACACGCGCUCCGCCUCGCCCCUGGCGCAGGCCGGGCCCGCGGGCUACCCCGGCGCCCCGCCGCCGCCGGCGGACUUCAAAGCGGUAGCCCUGUCCGAGGCGCCCGGGAAGGGCCACGCCGCCAAACUCUACAACGGCCGCCACCACCUGCUGAUGACCGAGAACUGGGCCAACCAGGCGGCCGAGCAGCAGGCCCCGGCGCGGAAGGCCUCGCCCGCCGCGCCCAGCCCCGCGGGCAGCAGCCCCUCGCCGCUCCCGCCCGAAGACGCGGACGCGGAGGGUGAGGGCGGGGCGGGGGGCGCGGCGCCCCUGCUGCUGGCGGACGGCAGCGGGAGCAGCAUGGAGGGGAGCGCCCUGGCCGUGACUCCCGAAGAGGAGGAGCAGGCGGUGACCUCGGCGGCCGAGAUGCACGCGCCGCCCGCGGUCCCUGCAGAUCCCGCAGACCCCGGCCGCUCCAGCAAGGCCAGCAGCGGGCGGGCCAGAGCGGACGACUUGGCCAUCUAGUGGCGGUCUCUCCAGACAGCUUUAUAAUAUUCUUGUUUCUAGAAACCAAAACCAAAGUGCAGUUCAAACCAGCAGGUAGAGCCUGAAAGUGACCGCUGGAGGCCCAGGAGGCGGACGAUGGAGCAGAAGAGAUCAGGUUUCCGUGUUUAAUGCUUGCUGUUCUUUAACACUGUGAGUUAUAGUGGGGGUGACACCAAUGUUUCUGAGAUAGAGGGGUGGGGGGACACAGGGGAACAAAGGUUGUUGGCCUUUAAAGAUCUUCACGGCAGCCCUGCAGCCCAGAAGCCCGGCUGCUGUUGGGCCCGGGCUGCGGUCUCUGUGGGUAACUGUUCUGUUGUGGCAAAGCAGCAGGUGUCUGCAGUCCCUCCAGCUCCGGCGAUUAGGUUUUCCAUUCCUAAGCUCUCCAGAGCCUCUGGGCAGCCCAGAGUCCUAGACACACUUAGCUCUAUCUCUGUUUGAUACUUUUAACUUAGAGUUGAAUUUCAUUUGGGCUAUUUGCCAAACUGCACUAAAAAAAGAUUUAGAGCAAGUCUAUCUAGUGUCAUUUGGGUUUCUGAAAUUGCAUGUGAAGCCCAGGAUAUCAAACUACAGGCUUCAUGACAAGUGACAAAGAGCAUUUACCCUCCAGAGGCAGAUUCUAUGGGCAAGGGCCACAGAGGUUGCUGGUAGGAGGCAGGUGGGGAUGCAGGGACAUUUGAGAUCCUUUUUAAACUGCUGAGGAAAUUGACAUAAAAGUGUGUCAGGUAUGCCUUAGGUAUUUAUUUUUAAAAUGAUACUUUGUGCUUUGAUCUGAAUGAUACAGAUAGGUCUGUUUUCUCCCACUUUCAGGAAAAAUGAAAAAGAAACAGUACUGUUAAAAUGGGUACUGACCAAGAGUAUGCUAAUUUGUCUGAAUACAUAUUAGUAAAGAUUUUAAACUUUCUUUUAAAACAAAAUUCUUCCACUUUAUGAGUCAGCUAAUCACGAUGAGAAUGUACUAUAUAAAAUAAAAGCAGGGGGAAAUUUUAAGUUCAUUUCAAAUACCUGAAGUUGUGAAGUUUUUGAAUGGGAAGUUAAAAGUUAACUAUGUUGCCAGGAAAACUAUUUAUACAGAUGAAUCAAUGACAAUCUACGCGUGUGUUGUUUUUUUUUUUUUUUAAAGACAGUACGGAAUAAAACACUUCAA
Messenger RNA from Lemur catta (Ring-tailed lemur), 2494 nucleotides. It is a transcript of the gene GJA3, whose product is annotated as gap junction protein alpha 3. Gene Ontology annotation, molecular function: gap junction channel activity. Gene Ontology annotation, biological process: visual perception; cell communication. Lineage: Eukaryota; Metazoa; Chordata; Mammalia; Primates; Lemuridae. The transcript has a single exon. The record is from RefSeq and is a predicted model, not a curated record. Gene Ontology annotation, cellular component: connexin complex; gap junction. Bases 13 to 1329 code for a protein of 438 amino acids.